GUCCGAUGGAAGCGACGGAGGAGGAGGUGGAUGGGUUCGUGGCGGUGGCGAACAAGGUCGCCGACGCCGCCGGCGACGUCAUCCGCAAGUACUUCCGUCAGCCCUUCGACGUCCUCCACAAGGACGAUCUCAGUCCAGUGACGAUUGCUGACCGUGAUGCAGAGGAGUCUAUGGCCUCCAUCAUAUUGGAGAAGUUUCCUUCUCAUGCCAUUUUUGGGGAGGAAAAUGGUUGGAAGUGUAAGGAAGAGUCCGCUGAUUAUGUUUGGGUUUUGGAUCCUAUUGACGGAACUAAAAGCUUUAUUACAGGAAAACCUUUAUUUGGUACUCUGAUUGCGCUUCUACACAAAGGGAAACCAAUUGUUGGUGUUAUUGACCAACCAAUUUUGAAGGAAAGAUGGAUUGGGAUGAAUGGGAGAAGAACUACAUUGAAUGGACGAGAAAUUUCUACACGAGAGUGUAGCAAACUUUCCCAAGCCUAUUUGUAUACUACAAGUCCACAUCUCUUUAAUGGGGAGGCUGAGGAGGCUUUCGCUCGUGUGAGGAAUGAGGUGAAAGUACCAUUAUAUGGCUGUGACUGUUAUGCCUAUGCUCUUCUAGCAUCCGGUUUUGUGGAUCUUGUCGUUGAAUCUGGGCUUAAGCCCUAUGAUUUCCUUUCAUUGGUACCAGUAAUAGAAGGAGCUGGUGGAUCAAUCACCGACUGGAAUGGGAAUAAGCUUACUUGGGAGGCAUCUGCUGAUUCACGCGCAACAAGUUUCAAUGUGGCCGCUGCUGGAGAUCCUCAGCUGCACAAACAGGCAUUAGAGGUGCUACAAUGGAAAUAAUUGGUUACAAUUGUUGUAUCUCCAAAAUUAAGGUUAUAGUUAAGAAAAAUGAAUAAUGGUUGCACGCAACAUUUGUGAAAAUAUUCUGAAGUAAUAUUAUUAUUUACAAUAUCAGAGAAUGAGUUUGCA
Asparagus officinalis (garden asparagus) is the source of this 950-nucleotide messenger RNA. RefSeq names its product bifunctional phosphatase IMPL2, chloroplastic-like. The transcript has 9 exons. Gene Ontology annotation, biological process: L-histidine biosynthetic process. NCBI's taxonomy places the organism in Eukaryota, Viridiplantae, Streptophyta, Magnoliopsida, Asparagales, Asparagaceae. Gene Ontology annotation, molecular function: histidinol-phosphatase activity. The record is from RefSeq and is a predicted model, not a curated record. Bases 6 to 821 code for a protein of 271 amino acids.